AAACACAUAACGCAUUAGUUCCUCAUUUACGGAUUAUUAAUCGUUGCAAUUGUUACCGUUAGCUUUAGCCCCGCGAAUAACAUGACUCUGAAGAAUAGUGGUCCCGGCCUGGGACUGACCCUGGCCCGACCCCUUCCCCUCCUCACAAGAACUGGCUCUAACUUCUCCAUUGAGAACUUGUUGAAUUCUACACUAAAAUCAAGUCCCUCUCCGACCUCCACGAGUCCUCCCUCUCUCCUCACUCGAACUCCUUCCCCGACAUCAAGCUCUCCGCUAGCCCCAUCCGGUCUCUCUCCCAUGCCCUCUGCUAGCUUUCUCAGGAGUGGCUCACCAGCUGGAUUGGGAUAUGACAGGAUACUAUCUUCUCCGCAAUCCAUGGUGAACCAGCAGAGCGUUAUCAGGACUCACAAGUCUGCCCACGACCAGGCCACUUUGGACAGGACCGCUGCUGCCAGGUUAUUAAGCUCAACAGCUGGUCUGGACUGCACGAUGCUGAACGUCAAAGACGGAGUUCUUGGCAUGUCCUCGCUACCUAGCAACUUGGUUUCCACUCUGAACAUGAUGCAGCAAACCCCAACAUCCUGCAGUGCCUGUGUCUUCAACCCUAUUAUUGGGAACAUCCCCUGCUCCAACCACCUCGAGCAAAUAAAGGAAGCAGCUCUGUCCCGCUACGACAUCCUCUCCUCUCAACUCCAACUCGGACUCCUCGCCUCUGGAUACCCUGUCCUGCCUAUGUCACGUGACUUCUCACUCACAGAAAAUGGAAGAAAGAAAAAAAAGACAAGGACGACGUUUAGCAGGGCUCAAGUGUUCGGUCUGGAACGAAAAUUCGCUACUCAGAAGUACCUGAGCACGCACGACCGGAUCCUCCUGGCAGCUGCUCUACAGAUGACCGAAUGCCAAGUUAAAAUCUGGUUCCAGAAUCGAAGAACCAAGUGGAGACGUGAGAAAGCCAUGAUGAAGCAGGGAAACAGGAACAAUCUUUUGAUGUCAUGUGAUAGUGAUCACAUGAUCUAGCAAACCUGACGAUGUGAUCCAGUUUAACUGUCGACAAAAUGACGUCCAGCUCUCCAGUGAAGAUAUUCUCCGGCCCAAAGUAUAAGUAUCCUGUACUUGGAUCUAGGAAAUGUGAUUACCGACGAUAUGAAUCGUCAGCCACAAACUGAAGUACCCGAUUUGAGAUGCGUUAUCUGAAACCGAUGAAUUUAUUUGAUGUUUGAUAUUUGAUAAGUUUUAAGAAUUUAUUAACUGUAUGUUCUUUUUUGAUGAUUUUUUGGAAUGAUUGUUGGUAUUAUGAUAAGCGGUGGAGCGCCGUACUGACUUUCUUUCGUACAUUUCUUAGCCUGAGGCCUUUUUAUAUUCAAUACAGUUAAAUCAUGAAGUAUAUUCAUGGACUGUAGAUCAUAUUGAAACGGAGAUCUGCAAUAAUAUAUUUUGUUAGAGUUCGAUAGUACAUUCGAACAUCUUCCGUAAAUCUAAUUCACUAGUUCUUCUUGUUCUUUUUCUACUUAAUUUUGUUAAAUGUUAGUUUUUUUGUUAAUCAAGAUUAAACUAUGUAGUUUGUACAUUUAUACG
This is a messenger RNA of Bolinopsis microptera, 1575 nucleotides long. Its product is annotated as homeobox protein Nkx-6.1-like. Bases 82 to 1017 code for a protein of 311 amino acids. The transcript is spliced from 8 exons. Gene Ontology annotation, biological process: cell differentiation; regulation of transcription by RNA polymerase II. The record is from RefSeq and is a predicted model, not a curated record. Gene Ontology annotation, molecular function: RNA polymerase II cis-regulatory region sequence-specific DNA binding; DNA-binding transcription factor activity, RNA polymerase II-specific. Lineage: Eukaryota; Metazoa; Ctenophora; Tentaculata; Lobata; Bolinopsidae. Gene Ontology annotation, cellular component: nucleus.